This is a messenger RNA of Penicillium oxalicum, 1566 nucleotides long. Its product is annotated as putative GABA permease. Gene Ontology annotation, biological process: amino acid transport; transmembrane transport. The record is from RefSeq and is a predicted model, not a curated record. Gene Ontology annotation, molecular function: transmembrane transporter activity. Bases 1 to 1566 code for a protein of 521 amino acids. Gene Ontology annotation, cellular component: membrane. Lineage: Eukaryota; Fungi; Ascomycota; Eurotiomycetes; Eurotiales; Aspergillaceae. The transcript has 5 exons.
AUGGCCGAGACUCAUAAAGCUGUGAAGGUCUUUCAAGAUGUCAAUGACGAAGAUGGUCGGUUGGAGAACCUAGGAUAUGAGCAGGAGCUGAAACGGUCGUUUGGGCUGUUGUCGAUGAUCGGGUUUAGCUUUAGCGUUGUCACAUCAUGGACCGCACUCAGUGGUGUGUUCAUUGUCGGGGUGACAUCGGGAGGUCCGCCGGUCAUGGUCUUUGCUUUCAUUGGAGUCAGUCUGCUCACUUUGGCUGUGGCGAUUCCUAUGGCCGAGAUGUGUUCCAUGUAUCCUGUCGCCGGAGGUCAAUACUCGUGGGUUGCCGCGCUCACGCCUCCCCGAUAUGCUCGAGGUCUGUCAUAUGCCACCGGGUGGUUUAUGCUCAUAGGUCUUCUCGCCAUGGGUGCCACGAACAAUUCCAUCUCGGCCAAUUUCAUUCUGGGCAUGGCAAAUGUGGUAUUCCCUAACUAUACCAUUGAGAGAUGGCACACUGUCCUGGUGGCCUAUCUGGUGGCUAUUCUCUCAGCUGGCGUCAACCUCUGGGGCUCUAGCCUGCUGCAUAAGAUCUCAAAAUUCAUGUUGAUUUGGAAUGUCGCCUCCUUCGUGAUUGUCACGGUGACUCUUCUCGCCAUGAACGAUCACAAACAACCCGCCUCCUUCGUGUUUCGCGACUUCCAAAACACAACGGGUUGGGGCACAGCCAUGGCCGCCAUUAUUGGAAUCUUACAGGCCUGCUUCGGAAUGUGUUGCUACGAUGCUCCGGCUCACAUGACGGAGGAGAUGAAGUCGGCUUCCAAGGAGGCCCCCAAAGCGAUCAUUCUCGCUGUAAUUUUGGGCGCCGUCACCGGGUUCGCUUUUCUACUCACUCUCUGCUUCUGUAUUGGAGACAUCACCGAGACUGCAGAAAGUAGCACGGGAGUCCCGGUCAUCCAGAUCUUCCAUGACUCGACUGGAAGCAAGGUCGCCACCUGUAUUCUCUCCAGCCUGAUUGGAGUGAUCGUGAUCAUUGCUGGCGUAAAUGUUCUUGCCGAGGGAUCUCGCUCUGCGUACGCCUUUGCUCGUGACCAUGGAUUGCCGUUUUCCAACGUGUUCAGCAAGGUAGACAAGAGGAGUCAGAUCCCCGUAAACGCUGUUCUCCUGACGUUGGCGGUGCAAUUGGCACUUGACGCCAUCGAGUUUGGCACCGCGACGGGGUUUGGAACCGUUAUCUCCAUCUCCACAGAAGGCUUCUAUCUCUCGUACGCCAUGGCUCUAUUCAGCCGUCUGGUGGGAUUCUUUUCAGGCCAUGUCACCAACCUCAAAGGCCCCUUUACACUAUCUCCGCCCGUGUCCAUCGGCUUGAACUGCAUCGGCCUGCUGUUCCUCCUCUUUGCCUCCAUCACAUUCAACUUUCCAGGCGUCUCGCCCGUCACCGAGCAGACGAUGAAUUACACCAGCGCUGCGGUAGGUCUCAUCUGUCUGGUCAGCGUAAUCACCUGGUUUACAACGGGUCAGAAAAACUUUUCCGGCCCUGGGGCCGUGAGCUCUUUCACCGGACAGAAGCGAGGGCCACAUGUUGCAGGGAACACCAGGUGA